UCGUGUAGUUUAUUCGCUCUUUGGUACAUAGAUGGGAUAUACAAACAUCCAUGAGUUUCUGAUUCCAAAGCAACAUUGAUAUUGGGUGUAUGUUGUGGUACCAUCUAUAGAUGAUUGUGUGCUGAUGAGAUUACCAGGCUUCCCCAUGGAUGGAACCGUGCAUAUGUGGCUGCUGGCAGGGUUCAUCCAGGUGGUCAGUCUCUUGUGUGUGCAGUGGUCAGAUCCUGCGGUCGUGGUUGUUGAGGUUGUGUUUGGCCACUUCCCCACCAGUCAGGAUCCAGACUGGUACACCGUCUCCUACCAGAAUGCACACAACCUCACGGUGUGGCUGGAUCCGAUUGGCCGCUCUGAGUGUUCUCCUGACUGCAGGCUGUUUCUGCAAUUGGCUAAGGAGCCAGGAGGAAGUGACAUCACGCUGAACGCUAUAAAAAACAAUACCACACUAAAGACUAAGACCUUUCAUAUCGCUCCUGUCCCCCUCUCCUCUCUCCGUGUCGAGGUGACCACCACCAGCACUGUCCUGACCUGCAGCCUACAGAACAGACAGAGCCUCACUGCUCUCAGUCUACACAACAUGCACAUCGAACACACACACACUGAAUACACACACACUGAACAGACACACUCUGACCACACACACACCUCUUCGUACGUAGUGAGAGGUCUGCAGCCUGGAGCAAACUACAGCAUCACAGCAGAGUUGACCACACCUCUCACACACCUCAACAUCAGCCUCACCCAGAGACUACACACCACCAUGGAGACAGCCCAGUGUCCUAUUGGUUGGCUGGCGAGUGAAAGGAGCUGCCACAGUGUGAGUAGGCGGAGCCUGUCGUGGGGCGAUGCCCAGCAAACCUGUAUAGGCAUGGCUUCAGGAGGACACCUGGUGGAUGUUAAAACAGAGAGAGAACUCCUCCUCCUCUCCUCUCACCUGACUACACACAACAACCUACUACUGCUCUGGACCGCUCUCAACGACAGACUGGAUGAGGGGCUGCCCCGCUGGUCUGAUGGCUCCUCCUACAACCUGACGAGUGUUAUGACAUCAUCAUCACUGCCAGCCAAUCAGACUGACUGUUUUGCUCUACAGAGGAACACUACUGGACGAGGCUACUUCCUGACUUCGUUCUUUUGCCACAUUCCUUUACCCUAUAUCUGUCACUGGGAAAGUAUGCAUUAA
Molecule: messenger RNA, 1180 nt
Organism: Oncorhynchus gorbuscha (pink salmon)
Lineage: Eukaryota; Metazoa; Chordata; Actinopteri; Salmoniformes; Salmonidae
Exons: 6
Coding region: 125-1180 (351 amino acids)
Molecular function (GO): protein binding
Source: RefSeq, a predicted model, not a curated record